Molecule: messenger RNA, 929 nt
Organism: Eurytemora carolleeae
Lineage: Eukaryota; Metazoa; Arthropoda; Copepoda; Calanoida; Temoridae
Product: heat shock protein beta-1
Biological process (GO): response to heat; protein refolding
Molecular function (GO): protein folding chaperone
Source: RefSeq, a predicted model, not a curated record
AAGUUGAAGGAUCAAAAUCAAGCUUCAUGUCAAGCACAUCUACCGGAGAUCAUGAUCUAGUUCCAGGAGUCACAGGAGGACUUGGAGGCCAUUCAGCCUGGCUUCAGGGUUUAAACUCUCCUCUUCUCAAGGAUAAAGUUGUGAGUGCGGGCGGGGUUCAAGAGAAAGAAUUGAAACUCAGGUUUGAUGUUUCUCAGUACUCUCCAGAAGAGAUUAUUGUGAAAACUGUAGAUAAUAAACUUCUUGUUCAAGCUAAACAUGAAGAGAACUCUAAUGGCAGAACUGUGUAUAGAGAGUACAACAGGGAAUUUCUUCUUCCCCAGGGUACAGACCCAGAACUCAUCAAAUCCUCUUUAUCCAAGGAUGGAAUACUAACUGUAGAAGCACCUCUUCCUACACCAGCGAUUAAAUAAGAAGAUCAUUUCUUAAUACCUCGAAGCUAUUAUUCAAGUUUCCACGCAAGAAAUAUUUGCCUUAUUCUAUGAAACAAUGUUCCAUUUCAAUUUCUUUUUUGAUUUCUCUUUUUAGAAGUUAUGUGCAAGGUUAUAAUAUUUUGUACAAAACGGUCGCUAAACAAAUUGAGAUCUGAUUGCUUUUUUAAAAGAAAAUAACUUUUGUUGAGACUCAAACAAAAUAUCUCUAUCUUUGCAAUUAAUGUGUUUCUGUGUUCACAAAAGUCUCUUUAUGUCGAAAUCCAAAAUUUAAAGAAUUUACAACAGUAUUUUUAGUUAUCUUUAGUACCUUUGUCUUCAUGUUUGAUUUAAAAUAGUAUUAUCUCAACUAACCCUACUUUGUUAGCAUUAGUUUUAGUACAACCCUCAGAGCGGGACAAUUUGGACUGUUUAAAGACUGUAUAAAAAUAAUCAAUACCCUUGAAAGCUUUGGCUGAUAAAGUAUCAAAUUUUUUGUUGCUUAAAAUUGUUUAAUUU